CCGCGAGCGCUGUCGCUCUGGAACGCCUUCGUCAGCAAGGAGCUUCGCCAGCAUAACAAAGAGAUGAACACGAAUGAUGUCGUGUCGUCCGAGUUCAUCAAGAACUUGGCCGAACGCUGGCACGCGAUGUCCGAGCAAGACCGGGAAGAAAUGUGCCGUGACACGGUUGAAGAACUCAACGAGCGGCGCGAGGAGCGUGGGCGCGCCGUCCCCAACCUGCCCAUCGCGAACUUUAAUGAUGCGCGCGCAACAUUGAUGAAGGUGGUCCAAGAGCUCGAUGAUCUCCACGAGCGCACUGGCGUGGAGCUUCUGCUCAUUGCGUGCCGUGGUGAGCGAGCCAACUACCUCAAGCCCUGGGUCUACCGGACUAGCGCGCGCGUCGAGGAGUUCAUCGAGCUCCUCACUGGCGCGACGUUGGGCACGCUGUCCUCGCGCAUCGAAGCUUGGUGCCUCACAGGACUCAACGGGUUGACGAAGAAGCACAAGAAUACAGUCCUGGAACUGAAGUCCAAGAUAGGUGCCAUAAUCCUGGAGAAGCUUCAGGCGACGUCGACCCGGGGGAACCCCUCCGCGAUGUCGUACACCGACUUCCCCAAGAGGAUUACCUACAAGCUCGGCAUUGUCCUCAAGAACUGGCCGCUGGAGUCGUUCCAGGCCCCCGGCCGUUUCAACUCCCUCAAAUUCCUCAACACGCUUCGUUCGGCAUGGGAGAAUGACACCACGCACUUCCAGACGCUCACGAACAACGAGCAUACGGCCUGG
Molecule: messenger RNA, 762 nt
Organism: Epithele typhae
Lineage: Eukaryota; Fungi; Basidiomycota; Agaricomycetes; Polyporales; Epitheliaceae
Exons: 5
Source: RefSeq, a predicted model, not a curated record